Stylophora pistillata is the source of this 2085-nucleotide messenger RNA. RefSeq lists its product as uncharacterized. Gene Ontology annotation, molecular function: D-glutamate cyclase activity. Lineage: Eukaryota; Metazoa; Cnidaria; Anthozoa; Scleractinia; Pocilloporidae. The record is from RefSeq and is a predicted model, not a curated record. Gene Ontology annotation, biological process: glutamate metabolic process.
ACUGUACUUCUUGCGGACAUCCAUGUCUUUCCCACAUGACACACUACAGUUUCUGCCCAGAGAGGCACGUGAACAAUUUCGAAAGGAAAACUUAUCCAAAACGCCUAUCACGUGUAGCCAGUUUUGCGCGGGCUAUCUGCAGGCUAACAUCGCCUGUGUGCCAUUUGAUUUGGCGGAUGACUUUGAAAGACUGUGUAUCACUAACAGCUCUCCAUUCCCCUUGCUCUACCGCAGUAAACCGGGAGAGGUCGGGGCCCCACCUUUGGCAUCAAAUUCGGAUGUAAGAACGGAUCUUCCCAUUUAUGCAGUCAGUGAAAAUGGAAUUCAUAUCGGAAUUAAGGAGAAUUUGUUGGAAAUUCCGUGGGAUGACAUGGUUACAUUCUACUUUGGUUGCAGUUAUUCAUUCGAUCAUUUCCUUGUCGCUGCAAAAGUUCCACUUCGUCAUAUGAUCAAAAAACAAGAUCCGUCGGUGUACCUAUGUGGAAUACCACUCAUUCCCCAGGGGCCUUUCUCAGGGAAUAUGAUCGUUACCAUGCGAGCAAUCCCACGGGAGUUUGUUCAGAAAGUGGUGGAGGUUUGCGUACCCUUGGAUUUUGCCCAUGGGGCUCCUAUUCAUAUAGGGGCGCCUGCAUUAAUCGGAAUAGAGGAAUUUCACAAUCCCCCCAUUGGAAAUAAGCCAAUGUAUGAUGAACAUGAUGUUUUUGUAUUCUGGGGCUGUGGAAUAUCUGGAAGUGAAGUAAUGGCGGCUGCGAAACCUCGUGUUGCAGUCAGUUUGUCAAUGAGAUGUUCAGGUUCACUUUUCAUCGCAGACUGCCUAGUGACAGAGUUUCUCCAACAACAUCCCUCAGAGCAGACUAGUCUGUCGCCAAAGGUGAUCUUUCUGUCAGAGUCGCCACAAUUUGCCUCCUUAGUCUCCCAAGAAGCCAUGGAUAAAAUUGUAAACGAAGAGAAUGAAUUCACAUCAAUCAAACCCAAAGUGUCAAGCAAUGGACUCCAAGAACGGGAGGACAAACUUUUGAAAUCAGCUUUGGCGCUUUCUCAUGCAUCAUAUGUUGCCAUAGUAACACUGCCGCAGGAAGGGGCAAAGCAAGAUUCCGAGAGACAGAUGUCGGCAGUUGUAUGUAUCGUUAAAGCACUUCUUGCACAAGAUAAGGAAAUGACAAUUAUAACGCAAAAGAACGUUGUUACAGAAUGGAAGACGUUUUUAGCUAAGUGUGAGUCGCAGAACAUCGUUUCCAAAUCUGUACCAGUUGUUCCAAUUGCUCCGACAACGAGGAAUUGGUCACGUGAUGUUUGUUCGGUCGUGGCUAUGGUAGUUGACGACCUCGGGUCCAGAUUCAGCUCUUCCAGUCUCAAUUCAAUGAUUUUCGUGAACGAACAAGGAAUGUUGACAGUGCAAAGUUUGCUUUCUUUGGGCGAAGAUGCAAAUAACGUCACGAAAGUCAAUGGAGAUCACGUGGUCGCGAACGGUCAACCAAUUGAAAGUAGUUGUUGGCUAAGCCCCUUCUUGGUUGCCAUGGGGACAUACAUUCUGCAGACGUGUCCCAUUCAUUCCAGAUAUGUGAGGCGUGGUCUAGGACUUCACAAUGUUAAGCCGGCAACGGAGUUCUUCGUUACUCCGAGCAACACUCUGGUCAUGGAGUGGCAAGAAGUCGAAUUUGUACAGAGAAUAUUAAAUGCAAAGAACUCGCCAAAGAUUUGAAGGAGCUCUUAUUCUCAAUUGUUAUAUUUUGAUGACUGGGAGAGGUGAUACAUUAUUGCAAUGCAACUCAGGAUUUGUUUUCAGUGGACUAGUUCAAGUCAAGGUCAAUAGUAAAUCCUUAAUGUGCGUAAUUUUACACGUGAUAAGUCUAGUGAAUCGUAGGUUUUCCCUCUUUGAAAGCGGGCUAUUACGCUCUGCCAGUUGAGCUUUUUCUCAGUCAGCCAGAUAACAACUUCCAAGGUUGGAAUACAAGAAGUGGCUGUUAAGGCAUUUCGCUCUCGAGUAACGAUAGAACAUAAGUGGAAUGAAUAUUGUGAUAAUAGCGGUAAAUAGAGCAAGAAAAAGAAGAAGAAGAUCUACAAUAAAAUCUUUGCAGUUCAGAA